AUGGCAACCGUUCAAAUUCUCGAUGGGGGCCUCGGCACCUCUCUAGGCGACCAAUACAACAUAAAAUUCUCCUCAUCCGAGACGCCCCUCUGGGCCUCGCACCUGCUAGUCAGCGACCCGGCAACACUCGAAGCCUGCCAAAGCGACUUCGGGCACGCAGGAGUCGACAUUCUCCUAACAGCUACGUACCAAGUCUCCGCCGCUGGCUUUGCGCGAACCAAGACCGCGCAGCACCCAAACGGGAUUCCGCGCGACGCAAUCGCGCCCUAUCUCCGCACGGCGGUUGAUGUGGCUCGCCGCGCGAAAGUGCAUGACAGCGCGCGCGUCGCGCUCAGCCUUGGGCCUUAUGGCGCUUGUAUGAUUCCUGGACAGGAGUAUAGUGGGGCUUAUGAUGCAGAGCAUGAUUCUGAGGAGAGCUUGUAUGCUUGGCAUCUUGAGCGACUGAGGAUGUUUGACGAGGCGGGAGUUGUGGGGGAUUUGGAGUUUGUUGCGUUUGAAACUUUGCCGAGACUGGAUGAGGUGAGGGCUGUAAGGAGGGCGAUCGGUGAUUCCGGGAUCAAGUUGCCGUUUUGGAUUGCUUGUGUUUUUCCAAGGGAUGAUGAGCUGUUGCCGGAUGGGAGUGCGGUUAGGGAGGUUGUUGAGGCGGCGUUGAAGCCUGGGGACGGCCCUGUUCCUUGGGGUCUGGGGAUUAAUUGUACUAAGAUGCAUAAGCUCCCAGGGCUUGUGGGCUCAUUUGGGCAGGCUGUUAAAGAGGCUGGGGUUGAGACGCCUUGUUUGGUGCUUUACCCUGAUGGGACUAAUGGGGAGGUUUACAAUACUACGACGCAGGUUUGGGAGAAGCCGAGCGAGGCGGGUGAUAAUGUGAGUGAUAACCGGCCUUGGGAGGUCCAGUUGGCCCAGGUGGUCAAUGAUUCGUAUGAAAAGGACAAUUUCAAGGAAUUCCUUGUCGGUGGAUGCUGCAAGGCUUCUCAUCAUGAUAUCAAGAAGCUUGGGGAGCAAUUCAAGACCAAGUGA
Messenger RNA from Penicillium soppii, 1014 nucleotides. Its product is annotated as homocysteine S-methyltransferase family protein. Lineage: Eukaryota; Fungi; Ascomycota; Eurotiomycetes; Eurotiales; Aspergillaceae. The transcript has 2 exons. The record is from RefSeq and is a predicted model, not a curated record. Gene Ontology annotation, biological process: S-methylmethionine cycle. The coding region runs from base 1 to 1014 and encodes 337 amino acids. Gene Ontology annotation, molecular function: S-adenosylmethionine-homocysteine S-methyltransferase activity.